Seminavis robusta is the source of this 1446-nucleotide messenger RNA. NCBI's taxonomy places the organism in Eukaryota, Bacillariophyta, Bacillariophyceae, Naviculales, Naviculaceae. The record is from the annotation of a GenBank genome assembly.
AUGUCCACCGGAGACUACAAAGUUGCUGAUAUUUCCCUCGCCGACUAUGGUCGCAAGGAUAUCCAAUUGGCCGAGGUUGAGAUGCCUGGUCUUAUGGCCUGCCGUGAGGAAUUCGGACCUUCUGCUCCCUUGAAGGCCGCUCGUAUCUCUGGAUCCCUUCACAUGACCAUCCAAACCGCUGUCCUUAUCGAAACCCUUAAGAACCUCGGAGGUGACAUCCGUUGGUGCUCGUGCAACAUUUUCUCCACCCAAGAUCACGCCGCUGCUGCCAUUGCCCGUGAUGAAUCUGCCGCUGUCUUCGCCUGGAAGGGAGAAUCCCUUGAGGAAUAUUGGGAGUGCACUCUCAAUGCCAUCACCUGGCCCGAGGACGAUGGCAAGGGUCAUGGACCCGACCUUAUUGUUGAUGAUGGAGGUGAUAUGACUCUCCUUAUCCACGAAGGAAAGAAGGCUGAGGACCUUUUCUUGAAGGAUGGAACCCUUCCUGACCCCACCUCCACUGACAAUGCCGAAUUCAAGAUUGUGCUUACCAUUAUCAAGCGUCUUCUUGAGGCCGGUGAAACUGACAAGUGGAACAAAAUUGCCACUCGCUGUAUGGGAGUUUCUGAGGAGACCACAACCGGUGUCCACAGAUUGUACACCAUGGAGAAGACCAACUCUCUUCUCUUCACUGCCAUCAACGUGAACGACUCUGUCACCAAGUCCAAGUUCGACAACUUGUACGGAUGCAAGCACUCUCUUCCCGAUGGUAUCAUGCGUGCCACUGAUGUCAUGCUUGCCGGAAAGAAGGCUGUUAUCUGCGGAUACGGAGAUGUUGGAAAAGGAUGUGCUGCUGCCCUUCGUGCUUGUGGAUGCAUUGUUUUCGUGACCGAAAUUGACCCCAUCUGUGCCCUUCAGGCAUGCAUGGAAGGUUUCACCGUCUCCACUUUGGAGGAUGUUGUCGGAGUUGCCGAUAUCUUCAUCACCACCACCGGUAACAAGGGAAUUCUUAUGUCCAAGGACAUGUCCAAGAUGAAGAACAACGCCAUUGUCGGAAACAUUGGUCACUUCGAUAACGAGAUUGACAUGGACGGCCUCAUGAAGGAUGCCAAGCGUAUCAACAUCAAGCCACAAGUCGACAAGUUCGAAUUCUCCGAAGGAAAGGGAAUCAUUGUCCUUGCCGAAGGUCGUCUUCUGAACUUGGGUUGUGCCACUGGCCACCCUUCUUUCGUCAUGUCUUCUUCGUUCACCAACCAGGUGUUGGCACAACUGGAACUGUGGAACGAGAAGGACACUGGCAAGUACACUCGGGGUAAGGUGUACGUCCUUCCCAAGACUUUGGACGAGAAGGUCGCCCGUCUCCACCUUGACGCCCUUGGUGCCAAACUCACCAAGCUCACUGCCGAACAAUCCGAGUACAUUGGUGUUCCCGUCGAUGGUCCUUUCAAGCCCGAAAGUUACCGUUAUUAA